Messenger RNA from Acyrthosiphon pisum (pea aphid), 1738 nucleotides. RefSeq names its product eye-specific diacylglycerol kinase. The record is from RefSeq and is a predicted model, not a curated record. Gene Ontology annotation, cellular component: plasma membrane. Bases 22 to 1689 code for a protein of 555 amino acids. Lineage: Eukaryota; Metazoa; Arthropoda; Insecta; Hemiptera; Aphididae. The transcript has 9 exons. Gene Ontology annotation, biological process: phospholipase C-activating G protein-coupled receptor signaling pathway. Gene Ontology annotation, molecular function: ATP-dependent diacylglycerol kinase activity.
AUAAUAUAUUAUUAUUGUGUUAUGCAGCCGGACAAAGAAGACAAGCUGUUCGUUAUAAAACCGAUCCCGACGGUGAACGUCAAGCCUGUGAUAAUAUUUAUAAACCCAAAGUCUGGCGGCAACCAGGGUGUUAAGCUGCUGCAGAAAUUCCAGUGGCACCUGAAUCCCAGGCAGGUGUUCGACCUCAGCCGGGGCGGUCCCAGGAUGGGCCUGGAACUGUACAAGAAGGUGCCGAACCUCCGGGUGUUGGCGUGCGGUGGCGACGGCACCGUCGGGUGGGUGCUGUCUAUCUUGGACCAAAUAGCCAACGCCGUAUCGUUUCCGGUGGGUGUGCUGCCGUUGGGCACGGGAAAUGACCUGGCCAGAGCUCUCGGUUGGGGCGGCGGUUAUAUGGACGAGCCGGUGUCGAAAAUACUGACCAACUUGGAAGAAAGCGAAACGAUCCGGUUGGACCGCUGGAACUUGGAUGUGGUGCCCAAUGAACAGGUUAAAGGGACGGACCACGCUGGGAAAGACAAUUUACCAUUGAACGUGAUGAAUAAUUACUUCUCGUUGGGCGUAGAUGCUCAGAUUGCACUCGAAUUCCAUGAAGCCAGAGAGGCCAAUCCAGAGAAGUUCAGCUCGCGGAUGUACAAUAAACUGUUUUACGGCGUCCGGGGUGGUAUCGAGCUGCUGGACCGGAAGUGGAAAGGUUUAUCGGAUCACAUGACGCUGGAGUGCGACGGCAAAGACCUGACGCAGCGCAUCAAAGACUUGAAAGUGCACGCCAUAUUGUUUUUAAACAUACCCAGCUACGGGGGUGGCACGCGACCGUGGAACAAGUCAGCUGGCAACAACUCUACCGACGACGGACUCAUCGAAGUCAUCGGCUUAACGAUCAUGCAAAUAACGAGAUUGCAAACUGGAGGGACUGGGACACCGUUGUGCCAAUGUAAAACGGCUCGCAUAACCACCAGUAUACCUGUGCCCAUGCAAGUGGACGGCGAAGCUUGCCGUUUAAAACCGUCGGUGAUCACGCUGGGAUUCUUCAACCAGGCAACGAUGAUGGCAAAACGUCGGAAAGGCAGACAGACGCCUACCCGCGAGACCACGAUAGACAAACACAGAGUGUCGGUCCAAAGACUGAAGCUUCAAGAUUACGAGCAACACCACUGUGACAAAGAGUUGCUCAUCCAGUCGUCUAUUAAUAUGGGCGAGAUCGAAGUGGAACCGGUCGCGGAUUUAGAAACCGUGCGUAAUUUAGUGGACAAGUUGGAGUUGAACAACAGUCCGUCAAAAGACCACGUGGGCAACGUUAUGCCGAAACUAUCGCCCGACUGGUGUUUUGUCGAUUGUUGCACUGCCGAACGGUUCUUCAGGAUCGACCGGGCUCAGGAGAGCCUUCACUACCUUAUAGACAUCACACACGACCAACUGUUCGUGUUGGACGAUCCGCAUAGACCGCCGUCCGCCGAAGAAGACGUGGCGGUGGUCCUGAAAGCCAAAGAACUGGCCGACGACCGAGGUGCUCAGGAUACGACAACGAGCAUGCGGGUAAAGUCGGAGAUAAGUCGAUUGGAAAGCAUCAAAACAAAGUCAACGGUCAAAUGUCCACAAGACGAAGGCCAGACCAACGGGACCAAUCAUUCCACAAGAGCUAGUGAAGUAUACAAUCGUCUAUUCGACCUUCAAUCAAAUGAAGAUCAGUAAGUACAGUUAAUCAAUAAGGCCAGAAUCAUACAAAAGUUACAGAAAAGAU